This is a messenger RNA of Botrytis cinerea B05.10, 992 nucleotides long. RefSeq names its product gstII (gene gstII). The coding region runs from base 176 to 853 and encodes 225 amino acids. Lineage: Eukaryota; Fungi; Ascomycota; Leotiomycetes; Helotiales; Sclerotiniaceae. The record is from RefSeq and is a predicted model, not a curated record. The transcript is spliced from 5 exons.
GGCUUUCUUACGUUUUUCUUUCCCUUCUGCUUCAUAUUCUCCUGCUUCUUAUUGUCCUCCAGCCCUUCCUCAAGAUUCUCGUACUUUCUCGUAAUUUUUCAGUUUCUUGAAUUACACGUUUCACUUCAUAUAUCUUCACAUAACUAUAUUGCCAAACGAGUAGCGUUCUUCCAGAAUGUCUCUUAAACCACUCACUAUAUACUAUGCUGGCCCCGGUCCCAACCCGCCCAAGGUCGGUAUCAUCCUUGAGGAGCUUUCAAUCCCCUACGAAAUCAAAAUGAUGGGAUAUGGAGAUCUCAAGCAGAAACCUUUCACAGAUCUCAAUCCCAAUGGUCGCGCACCUGUUCUUCAAGAUCCUAACACUGGCUACAAAAUAUGGGAAACAGGUGCGAUCAUCGAAUACUUGAUUGAUCAGUACGACACCGAUCAAAAGCUCAGCUAUGCAUCCGGUCUGCAGAAGUAUGAGCUCAAGCAAUGGCUGUUCUUCCAGGCGUCCGGACAAGGUCCAUAUUGGGGCCAAGCUGCUUGGUUCAAUCUUUUUCACGCGGAAAAACUCCCAAGCGCCCAAAAGCGAUAUGUGGAUGAGAUUCAUCGUGUGGUCGGGGUGCUAGAUGGGGUUUUGGGACAAUCGGAGGAUGGUUGGCUUGUGGGGAACAAGGUCACAUAUGCGGAUCUUGCCUUUGUAACCUGGCACACGGCCCUUGCUGGAAUAUUUUCACCCCCAGAGUUCAAGGACCAAUGGGACAUCACUAAGUAUGCACACUACAAGAAAUGGGUGGAGAAGAUGUUGGACCGUCCAGCUGUGAAAAAGGUCUUAGAGGAACAGCAGAGGCUUGUGGCCGAAUCAUCCUAGGCGAUUCAACUCAACAGCAUUAAGAAAGCUUCCCCAGCAGGAUUUCGUCGGGAACAAUUUUCAGGCCCAAUGGCUUAACACAAGUAAUACUUACAUGUUAAUAAACCAAAUUAUACCGAUUAUUCUCAAUUUUCCUCCA